Nasonia vitripennis (jewel wasp) is the source of this 4265-nucleotide messenger RNA. RefSeq lists its product as uncharacterized. NCBI's taxonomy places the organism in Eukaryota, Metazoa, Arthropoda, Insecta, Hymenoptera, Pteromalidae. The record is from RefSeq and is a predicted model, not a curated record. The coding region runs from base 3092 to 3442 and encodes 116 amino acids. The transcript has 4 exons.
AAAUCCUGCAAAAAAACAAAAAGAUAUUCUUCUUACCAAAAAAUUUUUGAUUUGAUGUAAUUUGAAAAAAAAAUCUAUUAAAAAUAUAUAAAAUAUACACCAUUUUUAUCGAAAAAAAAGCAUGUAUAUACCUUGUAAAAUCAUUGACCAAAAUUCAUGACAUUUCACUAUAUAAAUAAGUGUUUUUAGUCACUUGCCACGGCUUUUUGAAAGAUCCGGACCGUCUUCUUUACUCUAUCCGGGCUUAAAAUGUACCUUAAACAUGUCCCCUUGGACCGAUCGAGAGACAUUUCUAAAAAAUAUGAAUUAAAUAUAGUUAACAACAAAUUUUGUUAUCUAAAAAAAUAUCAAUUAAACAUUGCUAGUAACAAAAUUUGUUGCUAGCAGUAUUUGAUUUAUAUUUUUUAGCAAUGUCUCUCGAUCGGUCCGAGGGGACAUGUUUAACCCAGGCUUGACCCCUUAACGGCCUUAUAUACUGACCAUCAUAGAUUCUUUGUGCUUGCGAGUGAGAAAUACCGGACGACCCCUGGCAGCGUGUCGGCAACAGUCACUUUGUUCGCCUUAUACAUGUCUAUUUUGGAUAGAAAUAAAAAACCGAUAACUGAUGAACCGAAGUAAUGUUUCCCAAGGUAUUUUGUCUGCCCUUUAAAUGAAGUGAUGCGCUAUGUGGUCACAAUCACAUGACCGAUGACAAAAUCCAGAUAGUGCGCAAUCAUAAAAUGUCAGUUGAAUUCCAAUUUUAACCAAUUCCGAUUAUAACCGUUUAUUACCGACCCUAACACUAAUUUUUUAAACACGACAACAUUUGUACCACUAUAAGAACCGAUUAAUCACGAUCUCACACUAUUGUUUCAAUACUGAUUGGGACCGAUUACGAUUACAACCUUUUAUUACCAACUUUGACUCUAACCCUUCAAACACGAUUACAUUUUCACUACUAUAACAACCGAAUAAUCUCGAUCACACAGUAUUGGUUAAAUAUUGAUUAGGGACCGAUUCCGAUUACAACCUAUGAUUACCGUACGAGGUUCAAAUAACAAAAAAAAAAAAAAAACGUUCAAAACCGAUUUUUCAAAUUAAAAGAAAUCUGAGUUUUUGUAUUCGGACCGACUUCCAAUUAAAGCCGAUUAAAACCAAUUAACUAGUAAUCGUACUGCUCGAUUAACUCAAUUAAAACCGAUUAAAAGCGAUUUAAAUGGAAUCGGCAUUAGUCGGGUCUAAUUGGUCAUUUUUAGCAGGGAGUAGCUAGAAACGGUAGCUAACGUAAGCUAGAAAUGGUAGUUAUAAACCAGUCUUUUUGGCAGCUUUAAUAAUCCGUUCAGAUAUUUAAAGUAAACCCUCUAACGGUUAAAUAUCGACCGAAAAUUUAAACAUAAUUUUUAACGUCCUGCAUAUUUCUAGCUGGAAACCUGUUAAUAUUUCUACCAGAGUAAUUUUUGGCAAAUAUAUGAAUCAUAAAUUAGUGAUUUUCAUACGCAACAUCAACAGAAAUUGAGAUUAGCUCGUUUGUCGCGAGAGGAUAGAUUCCCUGCUGAAAAUGUCCAAACGAAACCAAUUUAUACCAACUUAGCAUUGAUUGAUUUUAUUCCGGUUUUCAAAUCUGGUAUUAACGGGAGCUUCACUUACCUCGCAUUUGUCAGCAGAGCCUUCGGGAUUGUAGACCCGAGGGAGUAGCACCAGCAAAUAACGCUGCUCCCUCAGCUUCACCGUGGAAAAGAGUCUAAAGUUACAUUUUCGGUGACGCAUCAGUUAUCGCGUACGACACGCUAAGAAAACCCCGUUACAGCAUCAAAUAACGAUUCCGAUCACUUUUUUAUUAGCAGCUUAUGAAUAUUAGUAAUUCUUUAGUUAAGGGGGAACACCACCUUUGAAAUUAAAAUCAAAAUUUUUCAUUAAAAAUUUCUAAAUACUUAUAUAAAUAAACCAAAUUUCUUUUACUAUUCUUAGAAAUAAUUAUUUUUAUUUUGAUGGUUUUAGACCUUCUAUAUACCUCUAUAAUACCUACGUAUAGUAGGGAGUCCAUAAUUCACUGACCGUAAGAUUCCAAAGGAACGAAUAGCCCAAAUGAGCUCAAACUCCAGGAUAUUGUUUAAAAGUACAUUAGUUAUGGUAUGAAUGAGGGGAUCCUCUCUUAAAAAAGACAUGACCGGAUGUUGUGAAGCCGCUUAAGCGAGAAUGUAAUUGGUCCGUUGAUUUUAGAUUUGAAACUGUGAACCGAAAUUAAUAAAAUUGAAAAUUUUAAAAGGAUUUGUGUGUGUGUGUGUGUAUUCCAAAUUUUAAAUAGUGCUUUUAAUGAUAAUUAGUUUAUUGUUUUAGUUUGUGGGUUUUUAAUUAAUUUUAUAAUUAACGAGCACUUCCGGUGAGAAUUCAGUAUUUCAUCGUUUCGUCCGCCGUAUCAGUGUCAGCGCCUCUAUAGGCUUGACUUAGGUCAGGUUAGGCCAAGUUCGAGCCGCGAGCGGACAGAAGCACGUUUUUAUCGUUUUUAUAUAUCGAUCCCGCAAUCUGGCUGCAUCGCUGCAAUUACUUUAAGGUAAGUAUUCUGAAUAUACUUAAGAAAAACUUAAAUUGUGUUAUCUUUAUUAUUUCGGUAAGCGUUUCUUAAUAUUUUCGUGAUUUUUACUUCUUUUUAUCCUCUCUUAAAAAAUAGGGACGAGCACGUGUUUUGAAGAGGUUAUGCAAAAUGGGUGCUGUAGUUAUCCCCGAUGAUGUGGAACCGAAUCCGUUUUCUCAAGAUGAAGAUUUCGAUGAGUUUGUCGACAAGGACCUCACGUUGUAAGUUUUUUUUUUAAUGUUUAUACUUUUAAUUUUAACAAAAAUUUGAAUUCCUUACUUAUGAUUAUUUUAUGGUUUAAUUUGGAAAAUAUAUAUUAUAAUAAAUAAUUCACUUUUUCAGGGAAAUUGUUGGAUAUGUAUGCUUCGUUAAUGAGCCAAUACAGGUUGGCAUCCCCGUGCCCGUAACGGAGGUUCUAAGAAGGUGCAGAUCUUAAUAUGGGGAUUAAAGUUGAUCAAUUUACACAAUGACCUUGUUCUAAUUAACAGGAUUAUCCAUAUUGAUGGUGGACUCUGUAAACAAACUAGACUUAGGCAUGGUAUGGAAAACCAAGGAUACGUUCCCUUUGAAGUCGUCAUUCAAGCUAGCAUUGUGGUACGGUAUUUAAGGACACAUGUUCCAGCUAUCGCUGCACCAGCAGAACUAGAACUGACUGUUGUGACAUUCGAGACCAUCGACCAAAAAGAAGGAACAAUAUCUAUUGAAGGAUAUGUGAAAACAAAAUUCACUUCAGUUGCCAGUCGUUUCGAAAAUUCCAGCUAUGGGUGUGGAUCCAUAACUGAUGGAGUGCGUAAAAUAACCAUCAACAUACGUAACUUCGUACCAGCUGAAUUGGAAAAAGGAGAUGUUGUCACUGUGUUGGGACUAUUGAUCCAAACAAUGUUCCAUUGACCAUAAAUUGUACAAAUAUGACUGCAAUAACAAGAAGACAGAACAUAGAUCCUAUGUCUGAAGCUGAUUUGAUGCGUGGAGUUCGAGCCAUCAAGAGACGUACAAGUGCUGCAGCUUAAAUUGUUAAAUUAUUUCAAAGUUUCAUAGUCGCAAAAAAAGACUGAUUCUUAUUUAAAAUGACUCAUAAUCUAUAAAAGUCUAUAAAUUAUGCCAUUAAUUUAAGUUGAUUGUACAAAUUGUACAACUUUCAUUAGAAUUUUUACGUUUCAUAGUUGUUAACAAAGGUAGACUGAAUCUAAUAAGAGAUUAGAUCAAAUAAGAGAUUUAUCUUCGAAUUUAUAUACAUAUUAUCCAACCAGUUGACACCCUCUUGAAAAUAUAUAAGUAUUUUUUUCACUUACAUGUUAUAGGUAAAAAAAAUGUUGUGUUUUUUGGUACGUUUUUUACUCAAAAAAUAUACGUAUUUUUUAUAGGUACUAAUUAUAAUGAAAUUGAGAAUUUUUUAUUUUAGUGAAUAAUUUUUAUUAAUUAUAUGAUACAAUUAUUUUCAUUCAUCAUUCAGCAGUGUAGUAAUAAACAUAUAUUAUUAAAAAAUUUAAAGCAACGAUGUAACUCGCCCGAUAAUAUUAUACAUAAUAUAAAUUUGGUACAGCACAUAUAUACUCAGCAUCAAGAACAUUGAAAUGAAGAUGCACACAAACCUUUGAAAUAUUAUUAGUAUCAAUAACUGUCAGUUCGUUAGAAACAUUUAUUAUUUUCUUGAUAGGAAAAUCAGUUUCUAGUUACUGGCGAUAAAGGAUUGUUUGUAAGUACGUGUUCUUUU